UAUACACCACCUAUCACCCUUCACACAAAACCAACCCUCUUUCUAGAACGCUUUCAUGAUUUACAAGAAAGACGAAGAACAAAAAAGUUGUUGAUAGAUAUUUAUUGUUUUGUUUGUUCUGUUCAUUAUAUUCUUUCUUUGGUUUCUUGAUUUUUUGGUUGUUUAAAAGAGGAAAGGGAAAUGUCGAGCUCUGAUCAGCAGAGUUACAAGCACCAGCACCACCACUCUGACACGGAGGUGAUGGUGGUGGGGAUUGAUAAGAGGAAGUCGUACAGCGGGCCGUUGAGCGGGCCGUUGAAUAAACGGAGCGGGAAGAAGAGCGCCCGGUUUAACCUCCCCGGGGAUUCUUCGUCUGAGCUAGGGAGCCCGUCGCCCAGGUCGGCCAAUGACGACGCUUACGUGGAGAUUACGCUGGACGUGCGCGAGGACUCCGUGGCGGUGCACAGCGUCAAGACCGCGGCCGGGGCCGACGUGGAGGACCCCGAGCUCGCCCUGCUGGCCCGAGGCCUGGAGAAGAAGACCACCCUCGGGUCCUCCCUGGUCAGAAACGCCUCGUCGCGAAUACGCCAAGUGUCGCAGGAGCUUAAGCGGAUCGUGCGGUCCCAUCCCAGCGGGAGAAUUGACCGGAAUAAGUCCGCCGCUGCUCAGGCGCUUAAAGGACUCAAGUUCAUCAGCAAGACCGACGGGUCCUCCGGCUGGGCCGCCGUCGAGAAGCGCUUCGAUCAGCUCACCACCUCCUCCAACGGCCUCCUCCCUCGCGCAAAGUUCGGGGAAUGCAUAGGUAUGAACAACUCUAAGGAUUUCGCCGGCGAGUUAUUUGAUGCUCUGGCUCGGAGGAGAAACAUAACCUCUGAUUCCAUCAACAAACAACAGCUCCAAGAAUUCUGGGACCAAAUUGCCGACCAAAGUUUCGAUUCUCGUCUCCAAACCUUCUUUGAUAUGGUUGAUAAAGAUGCAGAUGGUUUCAUCAAUGAAGAAGAAGUCAGAGAGAUCAUAAGCCUAAGUGCUUCAGCAAACAAGCUGUCAAAUAUCCAGAAACAAGCGGAUGAAUACGCGGCCAUGAUUAUGGAAGAACUGGAUCCCAGCAACCUAGGAUACAUCAAGAUUGAGAACUUGGAGAUGCUGUUACUGCAAGCUCCGAACCAAUCAGUGAGGGGGCAUGACAGCAAGAACUUGAGCCAAAUGCUAAGCCAGAAGCUGAGGCCGACGGUGGAGCCGAACCCUUUGGUCAGAUGGUUCAAGCAUUUCAACUACUUCUUGAUAGAUAACUGGCAGAGAAUUUGGGUGCUUUUGCUGUGGAUUGGAGCCAUGGCUGGGCUGUUUGCCUGGAAAUAUGUUCAGUAUAAGAACAGGGCUGCAUAUGAUGUUAUGGGCGUCUGUGUUUGUUUGGCCAAAGGUGCUGCAGAAACACUGAAGCUCAACAUGGCCAUAAUCCUGUUACCAGUCUGCAGAAACACCAUCACCUGGCUCAGGAACAAGACCAAGUUAGGCGUCGCGGUCCCUUUUGAUGACAACCUUAAUUUUCACAAAGUGGUUGCGGUGGGUGUGGCGAUUGGGGUGGGAAUACACGCGAUAGCUCACUUGACGUGUGAUUUUCCCAGGCUGUUACACGCGAGCCCUAAGAAGUAUGCUCCAAUGGUGCAAUUUUUCGGGGAGCAACCCGAGAGCUAUUGGCAUUUUGUGAAGGGGUGGGAAGGGGUGACUGGGAUUAUAAUGGUGGUGUUGAUGGCCAUAGCUUUCACAUUAGCAAGUCCAUGGUUUAGAAGGGGCAGGGUUAGCUUGCCAAGACCCUUUAACAAGCUUACUGGUUUCAAUGCCUUCUGGUAUUCCCACCACCUCUUUGUUAUUGUCUAUACCCUCCUCAUCAUCCAUGGUAUCAAGCUCUAUUUGACCCACAAAUGGUACAAGAAAACGACAUGGAUGUACUUGGCUGUUCCCAUGGUAAUUUAUGCUUGUGAAAGACUGCUCAGAGCAUUCAGAUCUAGCAUUAAGCCUGUCAAGAUUCUUAAGGUGGCAGUCUAUCCUGGAAAUGUUUUGUCUCUUCAUAUGUCAAAGCCACAGGGGUUUAGAUACAGAAGUGGUCAAUACAUGUUUGUCAACUGUGCUGCAGUUUCUCCCUUUGAAUGGCAUCCUUUCUCAAUUACCUCUGCCCCCAGAGAUGACUAUGUCAGCGUUCACAUUAGAACCCUUGGUGAUUGGACCAGGCAACUCAAAACUGUUUUUUCUGAGGUUUGUCAGCCUCCACCUAAUGGCAGAAGUGGACUCUUGAGAGCUGAUUACCUGCAAGGAGAGAACAACCCAAAUUUCCCAAAGGUGUUGAUUGAUGGGCCAUACGGAGCACCAGCACAAGACUACAAGAAAUACGAGGUGGUCCUGCUGGUAGGGUUGGGGAUUGGAGCCACGCCCAUGAUCAGCAUCGUGAAGGACAUCGUGAACAACAUGAUGGCGGUGGAGGAAGAAGAGAGCGGCGUGGAGAGCGGCAACGGCGGAGUUUCCAACAACGGCGGCGCCACCAAGAACUUCAAGACCAAAAAGGCCUACUUCUAUUGGGUUACGAGGGAGCAAGGGUCAUUUGAUUGGUUCAAGGGGAUUAUGAACGAAGUUGCGGAGAUGGAUAAUAGGGGCGUUAUAGAGAUGCAUAAUUAUUGCACCAGCGUUUAUGAAGAGGGAGACGCUCGUUCUGCUCUUAUCACCAUGUUGCAGUCCCUCCACCACGCCAAGAACGGCGUCGACAUUGUUUCCGGCACCCGCGUUAAGUCCCAUUUCGCUAAGCCCAAUUGGCGUAACGUCUACAAACGCAUCGCUCUCAACCACACCGAUAGCAAAGUUGGGGUUUUCUAUUGUGGGGCACCAGCACUAACAACAGAGCUAAGACAACUAGCCUUGGAUUUUUCACGCAAGACAUCCACCAAAUUUGACUUCCACAAAGAAAACUUUUGACCUUAAUUGGGACACCAUUCAUCAUCAUCAUCACACAACCAAACAUUAUCCAAGACAACUUGGUCCAAAUACUAGAAUGCAUAUAUACAUGCAUCUACAACUGCUACUACUCCCUGUCUCUCUUUGUACAGAGAUUUUUGCUGAUUAAAUUGGUAUCUUGUCCGUAAUAAUACGUUAUUAAUUAAUAAGUUUGAAUCUAGCUAUACGAAUAUUUCAACAAUGGUUUGCCCAUCAUCAUGAGAGCAAAAAGCUGGUGGAAUCAAGGACCACCCACUACCAAGGUGAUGUUACAUUAUUAGAAUAUUAAAUAAUUAGUUAAAGUGUUCAAUAAGAUUAGAUCGUGAAGGUGUCACAGUGACGUCGGUUAGAGAUAGUUGUCAUUUUUUCAUUAUAGAGAAUUUUAGAAAUAUCCUCUUAAUUAUCUGCAGCUAAUUUAUCUGCAGACAUAUACAUACAUGUAUUGUGUUUGGCAUCUACCUGUACUGUGUGUAUAUAUAUAUCACCAGUUUUGUGUUUAGAUUCAGUUUCAUGAUCAAUGUAAUAUCAAUAUGUCUUCUCUGGUGCA
Molecule: messenger RNA, 3505 nt
Organism: Ipomoea triloba (trilobed morning glory)
Lineage: Eukaryota; Viridiplantae; Streptophyta; Magnoliopsida; Solanales; Convolvulaceae
Product: respiratory burst oxidase homolog protein C-like
Exons: 12
Coding region: 181-2940 (919 amino acids)
Cellular component (GO): plasma membrane
Molecular function (GO): calcium ion binding; NAD(P)H oxidase H2O2-forming activity; peroxidase activity
Source: RefSeq, a predicted model, not a curated record